AUGGACCUGCGGCUCCUCGACUACGCCAAAGAUGCGCAAGACACAGCGACCGCGCUCAGUACUUUCCUAGACGAGAUACCAGAGUAUUCGAAAGAGAUCAAGGGUGACAUUGCCGAACUCUUUGCCAUCUCAAGCGCUCUUGACGUACUACACGAGGACCUGGCAUUGUCGCGCUAUGGCAGGCACGUUGGUCGUAUCGUGCAUGAUCUCGACAUAUGUCUCCCGAGCCUGGAAUAUACGCUGGAGGACAUCCGAAACAUCUUCAACAAGUCGAAGCGAAAGGGCCGACAACAUCCUGGAGCUUUCCCCGGUACCCCGCCAUACGCGCAGAUCUGGGAAGAUGCGUGCGACGAGAUGCGGGCACAAGGUAUUCCUUUAAGUGCGCGUUUGGAAAUGUAUAGAACCUAUCUGCAAGGCUUGCAUGAUAUUUUGAGGAGCAAGGGAGAUGACGGAGAAGUCGACCACAUUCGGGCUCGGCUAUCGAAGAUACUGAAGAAACAAGAGCCAAUUGACGACUAUUUCUCCAGGCUCUCGAGUCCGUACAGACCACUAAGUCCUUAUCCUACAGCGCCUCGAACACCCCAGCCGUACCAGUACCACGCUCCCCCAUUGCCCCCAAGACCGCACGUUGAACGGGGCACCACAUAUCCGGCUUAUCAUCCUCACCAACACCCACCACCGCCACCGCCGCCUCCGCCUCCACCACGUUCUCCGGUCUAUGGCGAGAUACCAUACAUACCCCCUAUCGUACCAGAAGUGCCGCAAUCACCCACCUACUCAAAUGCGUCUUCAAACACUUACUCGCUGCAUUCCAAUGACUCUGGAGGCCCAGUCGCUCAUUGGGCGAUGAAAAUCCUUGAUGGAAGACAUUCUUCAACGCCCUUUCAAACCCUUGGGCAACCGACUCGGUGUCUCGGAAGAGACGAGCCGCAAGCUAUCGAGCUGCUGGUGAAAGAUGGCUUCGAGAAAGUGCUUGAACUGCCUUUCGAAGCGACGAACGUGUGGGUGAGGCUCUACUGGCGCUCUGAAGAUAACCGAGCACGGAUUCUCUUCUUGACCCUCGAUCCAACCGGGCGAAGAAUGCGUUACUGCUUUCCGCUCACUGGUCUGAAAGUGCUGCGCACCGAAUCGAGCUUGCAGCUAUGUCGUGUAAACCGUGAGGAUGGCCAGCUCGAUCUCUGGGCAAACCUGCGAUUCACGCUCUAUGAACGUAUCACCAUGGUCGCGAUGAAACGACAAGAUGACACCCAAACACCACCAGGUCUCGAGGAUUUCUUCCAACCUGGAGAACAGCAAGAGUUUGGAGGGGAGAUACAAGACGACACUUACGCGUACCGCCAUGCACUCCGGAUCUUCCGUGACAAGGAUUCAGGCUGUGUACGCUUCGAAGCUACACCUCGCCGAGGACCAUUGAAGACCAUCCCUAUCUGGACAGCCUUCGUUACACAGUACGUCGGACACAGAGGCUGGAUGAAGCGUGUGGGAGCGCAGACUGUUUCGUUCCGCGAGCUUCAUCCUUAUAUGUUCACGGACGGGUACAAAUUGCCCAAGGGAUCAUCAGGUAGAUACCAGCUGACAUUCACCACGCCGAAUGACGCGCGAAGCUUCAUGGAGACAUUUCAUCAGAUCCGGGUCCGAUAA
Molecule: messenger RNA, 1641 nt
Organism: Paraphaeosphaeria sporulosa
Lineage: Eukaryota; Fungi; Ascomycota; Dothideomycetes; Pleosporales; Didymosphaeriaceae
Exons: 8
Coding region: 1-1641 (546 amino acids)
Source: RefSeq, a predicted model, not a curated record